This is a messenger RNA of Cutaneotrichosporon oleaginosum, 1954 nucleotides long. RefSeq lists its product as uncharacterized. Lineage: Eukaryota; Fungi; Basidiomycota; Tremellomycetes; Trichosporonales; Trichosporonaceae. The record is from RefSeq and is a predicted model, not a curated record.
ACGGGCUUAACGGACGCACGCGCUCUACUCUCACUGCUAUCGUUACUGCAACGGGGGUAUCGGCAGCUCAGACUGGCCGGUGCUUCGGGUACUUAACAGCGGUGCCCAGCGCUCGCAAAACAGCCCAUCCAUUCCAUUCCUCAUCCUCUCUUUCCUUUCCGGCGCGUCUAGACGACCGCACCCACACUCGUUUCCGCCUCUUACAUUUGAAGCUGGUCUUCCAACAUGCUCGCGGCUACGAUUACGGCGGCUGUGCUCGCCACCUUGGCUAAUGCCCACAACUCGCCCCACCACCCGGCCAUGUUCGGCUUCGACUACCCCAAACAGUCGGAGUGGCCGUAUGGUGGAGAGUCGGGUGCCAACCCGCCCGGCUGCGUCUGGGACUCAGCGCGCGCCAAAUGGCCCAUCCGCGAAGACGAACGCCGCUCUGAGUCGUUUUGGCUCAGCAACGGUCUGCGUGACUACCCACCCCCCGCCGGGGUUUUCCUCGAGGUUGAGAGCGGCGGCUCUCUGACUCUUGACCUGAACGAGAACCGAGCCUACACGCGCUGGCGCUGGCCGGAGAGCAGAAAUCCCAACGCCAAGUGGGCCGGUCAGACCGAGGGGACGCUGCACACGGUCAACAACUUUGACCAGCCGGCCAACAUUACCCUGUUUGGCGGCACGGCGCUCGCCAUCGCUUACACGUCCGACGAGAAGGCCGUGCGCGGCGCCGACCUCACCGUCAUCUCGACCGACUGGGCGUCCCCGUGGCUCGCCCUCGCGUCCUACCCCCUGCCGAGCGGCCUCCCGCCCUGCCCGCCCGGUGGAUGCCUGUGUACCUGGAACUGGCUGCACACGGCCGGCAACGAGCGGCACAACCCGAACCCUGGCGCCGGCCGCCCCAAAGGCGAGGGCUACGGCGACGAGCUGUACAAUAACCUUUUCCGCUGCCUCGUCACCGGCGCCUCGAACCCCAAUAACAUUGUGCCCAAGGGCGCGGUGCCGACGCAGUGCGACGGCGAGGGCGAGACUGGCGGCAGCCGCAGCAACUGCACUACAGGCCCCAAGACGCCCAUCAUCGCUUGGAUGGCCGACGGCAACAACGUCUUCCCGCCCAAGGACAAACAUGCUCGCGCGAAGUGGCGCAAGCCCUCGUACACCUGGCGCUACGGGUUUUCGGACGGCGCACAGCAAGACGCCGUCGUGCCCAGGGGCCAGGAGGCGACCGCAAACGGUGUUGGCACCGUCAGCGACAAGCCUCGCCCCAACCCCUUUGAGCCAGGCAAGGGCGGCCUGGCUGUUGUGAAUGCUCGAGGCGAGGCUCUCUGGCCCGGUGCGCUCCACGCCGGCACUAUCGUCGACCUGAAGCGUAACGGUCACGCGAUCGGUUCCGCCAACGCUACCGCCGGGGGCUCAGUUGGUGAUGCCAAGCCCUCCAGCGGCGUCAAAGUGCAGUCAAACGUGGCAGUAGAUGGCGCAGGGUCAAACUCCACCGCCCCAGGUAUGAGUAACGUUCACAUUGUCGGCGAUGAGAUCAUUACCUCUGCUGCUUCCGUAUCGGCGGCCGCUGCUUCGAGCUCAACUGCUCAUUUCGGCUCCGCCGCCAGUCCUUCGGGAUCAGUCGCUGCUGCCUCCGCGUCCGCUGUUGCUGCCUCGGGAUCGGUCGCUGCCCUUUCGAGCUCUACCACUCCUUUGUUUGCCUCUGGCCCGGCCGCCUCUUUCGCAACCCCUGCGGCUGUCAACACCAGUGCCUCGAACUCUGGCUCAACCCCGGCAGCUUCCAGCCUCACCGUCUACGUCGCAGGUACCAACUCAAUCACCCUCUCUGCCUAUGCGACAGCCAGCGCCAGCCCCACUGGUGCCAACACCACUGGCGCCGCCGUCUCGAUUGACUCGAAUACCCUUAAGCCGAGCGGCAAGACCAAGUGUCUGCGCCGCCGCAAGCGCCGUCUGGCGUCCCACUAAUCUCCCA